Molecule: messenger RNA, 492 nt
Organism: Rotaria socialis
Lineage: Eukaryota; Metazoa; Rotifera; Eurotatoria; Philodinida; Philodinidae
Source: the annotation of a GenBank genome assembly
AUGUGUUCAAUACCACCUCGAAAACCUCGUGCACUGAUGCGUGAACGUCUUGAAAAAGAAAGUACGGUUGCUCAGUGUCAAAAAUGUUUAACAAAAGGCCAUUGGACAUUUGAGUGUAAAGGCAAAAGAAAAUAUGUUGAACGACCAUCGCGUACACAACUACUGGAAAAACGUAUAAAACAAUUAAAAAAAAGUAAAGAAGAUGAAGAAACAAAUGCUAAUGAAACGAGAAAAAAACAAUUAAAUGAUGAUUUACAAACAAUCAAAUUUGAUAAAAAUAAUAAUGAUAAUGAUGAUGGCAAUUCAUCGGAUUCAAGCUCAAGUAGUUCAUCAUCAUCGUCGAGUUCCUCGUCAUCGUCUUCGUCAUCGUCCUCUUCGUCAUCGUCCAGUGAAACAUCUACAACUAGCAGCAGUAGUGAUUCCAGUGAUGAAGAAAAUGGACCGCCAUCAGAUACGAAUAAUGAAUCACCAAAAAAGAAAAUCAAAGUUUAA